AUCACAUAAAGUUAAAAAAUCAAAAAAAGCAAUUUUGAUCAUAUUUGCAGUUAUAAAAAAAAGGAAAAUCUUUUUUUAUUUAUAUUUCCAAAAUUUAUAAAUCUCUUAAAAAAAAAUAUUUCGUUGCAAUGUUUCUAAAAAAAGUUUUUUCUGAUUAUGAUAUUAGGAUUCAAAAUUAUUAUGAAAUUGCUACACACUUUACAUCGAUAUCAAUGUCAAAAAUAUAUCGCUGUAUUUUAAAGUAAAAAAAUGUUAAAAACAUUUAUGUAUAUGUUUUUUUUAUAUAUAAUAUAACUUACUUGUUCCAGAAAUUGUAACAACUCGUUUUUGAAUAAUAAUAACGAGUUACAUGAAUAAAGUAACUUUCCCAACCCUGAUGAAUAUUCAGUUUCGUUUGUAUUGAUCGUGACGUUUCUAAGUGACUGAUAGUCGUUUACCUUAGAUACGUGCACUCUUACAAGAAAAUUAACUAAGUAGCUGAUUAUUACAAAAAAAGUGACAAAUAUUUUUUUUAUUUAUUAUUAAAAAUAGAUAUAUUAUGCCAUCCCAACACGACACGAAUGAGAAGACUGGCGAUGAUAAUGAGGCGCCAAAAUAUCAGAACACUUACCGCAUGGAACCGCGGAACCCGUUCAAGGCUGAUUUGGUGGACAAAAUCGUAAGAUCGGUGAUGAACAAUCGUUUGGACGAGCUUACGUACGAUGAUACGGUGGUCGCGAAAUUAUGCGGCGACGUUGCUUCGGAAAUACGACGGCGCGUGAAAAAACUCAACUUCGACAGACACAAAAUCAUCGUCGGUGUUACGAUAAUCGAAAAGGCCAGUCAAUCCGUAGAAACGACUGUAGGUUUCCUGUGGGAUAGCAAAAACGACAAUUAUUCUCUCUUUUCUCUCGAAGGUCGAACUUUCUACGCUCAGUGCUGCGUGUUCGGUGUCUAUUACGAGUAAUCAUUCUACCGUAAAAUUCGAUUAUAACAAUUAGUGAUUAUCAAACCGUACAAUUAAUUGAUUGUCAAAUUAAAAACAGUACAUCGUUUCAUCGCGAUCUUUGAUGAGCAAUAAUGAUAUCUUUAACCUUAUGCUUAGAUUCGAAUUUUAUCUCAAAAGUUUUCGCCGAUUGAAGUAUAAUUUGUUCGUUGUUUUCAGAUUGAUAACACGAAGUAAUAUAUCAAUUACAUCGGAUCAAAUAGUAUUAGAAUAACAUUAUUUUCGAUCGUUAGUUAAAUGUCACGAAUACAAGGCAGACUCCAAGUGAAGCGAUAUUACAAUGGAUUUAAUUAAUAUAGAUAUAAUCAUAUUUAUAAUUAGAUAGUUUAUGCAAUAUAAUAAAAUACAAUAAAAUAU
This is a messenger RNA of Cataglyphis hispanica, 1342 nucleotides long. RefSeq names its product dynein light chain Tctex-type protein 2-like. The record is from RefSeq and is a predicted model, not a curated record. Bases 539 to 946 code for a protein of 135 amino acids. Gene Ontology annotation, molecular function: dynein intermediate chain binding. The transcript has 3 exons. Lineage: Eukaryota; Metazoa; Arthropoda; Insecta; Hymenoptera; Formicidae. Gene Ontology annotation, biological process: microtubule-based movement. Gene Ontology annotation, cellular component: cytoplasmic dynein complex; cytoplasm.